AUGAUUUGGCGUCCAGAUUUACUUGUUUACAAUAAUGCAAAUAUGAAUGUACACGAAAGCGAAAUGAUGACAAAUGCUUUAGUUCAACACGAUGGGCGUGUUUCUCUCUUUCGCGCUGUGCAUAGAUUCCCUUUUGAUCAACAAAUUUGUUAUUUAAUGUUAGCUUCUUGGAGUUAUGAUGGAUCACAAGUAAUGGUCCGUCCUGCUGGUGAUGACCAAACAAAUCAAUCUGCUGGAUUAAAUAGAAAUAGUCAAAUGAAUUUAUCUUCCCAUCAUCACCAAUCUUCCUCCUCCUUCUCCUCCUCCUCAAAUUCUGGACAAAAUAAUUAUUUUAUGAAAUCAGCAUCCUUAACACAUUAUAUUCCAAAUAUGGAAUGGAGUUGGGUUUUAAUAAUUAUUUUUUAA
This is a messenger RNA of Meloidogyne enterolobii, 405 nucleotides long. The record is from the annotation of a GenBank genome assembly. Lineage: Eukaryota; Metazoa; Nematoda; Chromadorea; Rhabditida; Meloidogynidae.